Messenger RNA from Drosophila gunungcola (fruit fly), 1801 nucleotides. RefSeq names its product phospholipase A2 group XV. The record is from RefSeq and is a predicted model, not a curated record. The transcript has 4 exons. Bases 383 to 1657 code for a protein of 424 amino acids. Gene Ontology annotation, biological process: lipid metabolic process. NCBI's taxonomy places the organism in Eukaryota, Metazoa, Arthropoda, Insecta, Diptera, Drosophilidae.
UUCACCUGGCCACACUAAGAAAAUGCAGGAAAGGCAAAAAAAUAAACGCUGACCAUAACAAACUGUGCAACAACAUAAAGAUAAGCAACAAUAACAUGUUCGUGAAAUCAAUUCCUUUGUUUAAAUAAAUGAUUGGGUCCCGUGACGACCUCUUCAGCGGGAAAUGCGAGCCCCGAAGUUCCGCAAAUAGAGUUUAAAGGUCAAAUAUCAGCUGAAACUGCGCAGACAACAAAAGCAUUAUUUAAAUGAAUAAUAAUAAUCGUAAAGCUUUGUGGUGGGCUGAUUCACUUGUUUACGCAGAGACUUUUAUCAAGCGAUUUGAUAACCUGUAAGCUAAAGCCAUAGUCGUCACUCCUGCAAAUCGCAUUUUGCACAUCGCACAAUGAGGCUCAAAUCGGGAAUAUUUCUGGUGCUGCUAUUGGCCACUUUUUUGGGUCUAGGCGAAUGCUUUUGGCCCUGGCCUUUUACCAAAAAACACAGGUCAAACGAACCUCCUCCUCCACCGCCCCCUGAACCCAAGCUAUCGCCCGUGAUUUUUGUUCCCGGCGAUGGAGGCUCUCAGAUGGAUGCGCGCCUAAACAAGUCCAGCGCUCCCUAUUUAAUUUGCCAAAAGACCCACGACUGGUAUAAUCUCUGGCUGGAUCUCGAGCAGUUGGUCAUUCCGAUGGUCUAUUGCUGGAUUGACAAUGUCAAGUUGUAUUACGACAAGGUCACCAGGACCACCCACAACACGCCCGGUGUGGAAACGAGGAUUCCCGGAUGGGGCAAUCCGGAGGUCGUCGAGUGGAUCGAUCCAACUAAAAACAGUGCCGGAGCCUACUUCAAGGACAUUGCCAAUGUGCUGGUGGAUCUGGGCUAUGUGCGCAAACUGAACAUCCAUGGAGCACCCUACGACUUCCGCAAAGCGCCGGAUGAAAACAAGCAGUUCUUCAUCGAUCUCAAGCAAUUGGUGGAGGACACUUACGAGGCCAACAAUCAGUCGGCUGUCACCUUUAUCACGCACAGCAUGGGCAGUCCCAUGACCCUCGUGUUCUUGCAGCAGCAGACAGUCGUGUGGAAGGCUAAAUACAUAAAAAGGAUGAUAAGCCUCGCUGGAGCUUGGGCUGGCAGCUUUAAGGCAGUGAAGGUGUUCGCCAUGGGCGACGAUCUCGACUCGUUUGCUCUGAGUGCGAAGAUCCUUAAGGCCGAGCAGAUAUCACACCCAUCCACUGCUUGGCUCCUGCCGUCGCCGCUCUUCUGGAAACCAUCGGAGGUUCUGGCCACGACCCCGAGCAGAAACUAUACAAUGGCACAGCUCAAGGAGUUCUUCAACGAUAUAGACUACAUGACGGGCUGGGAGAUGCGCAAGGAUACGAUUAAAUACAGCCGAAACUUUAGUCCACCCGAUGUGGAGCUGCACUGUCUGUAUGGCGAUGGCAUAGACACAGUGGAGAGAUUGCAGUACAAAAAGUCGGCUAUUGCCGGGGAAACGCCAAAGCUUAUAAUGGGUCUGGGCGAUGGGACUGUAAAUCAACGCUCUUUACGAGCCUGCCAAUAUUGGGCGGGUUAUACCAGCUCUCCGAUAAACACAUUGGCCCUCCAGGGCGUUGACCACAUGCAUAUCCUGUCCAAUCCAGAUGUCCUUAAAUAUGUUCGCACUGUCAUGCAGCAGCCGUAAUUUCUAGUGUCCUGUUUAAUUAGGCUAAGAACUUCUUGAUUUCAAAAUCCCAUGCGGUAUCUGUGAAAUUUAAACACAAAACAAUGCCAAUUUUAAUGUUAAAUAAAUGUAAUUUGUUAAGUAGAACAAACCUAAAGAAGUAUA